Neltuma alba is the source of this 409-nucleotide messenger RNA. RefSeq lists its product as uncharacterized. The record is from RefSeq and is a predicted model, not a curated record. NCBI's taxonomy places the organism in Eukaryota, Viridiplantae, Streptophyta, Magnoliopsida, Fabales, Fabaceae. Bases 14 to 409 code for a protein of 131 amino acids. The transcript is spliced from 4 exons.
UUAUGGAGCGCUUAUGAUCGAUUCAACUAUGAUUGAUCCGGCAAUGAGCGGUACUUUUCAAAAUCACAGUAAUGCUACUAGAAGUCCCAUCAUUGGUUCAAAGCUUCAUGAGACUAGUGCUUCCCAAUCUGCGCCAGCAAAUUCUACUCCCUUGAAGCAGAAAAGCAGCUUGUGUGUCGAUGAAAAACCCUUUAUGCAUUUGCUUUAUAAGGUCUUGAUUUCUGUGUCAGAAAAGAACUCCGUCAUUUUGUACAUCAGGGAUGCUGACAAGAUUUUUCUCCAAUCAGAGCAACUUUAUAAUUUGUUUCAUGAAAUGCUAGGGGAACUUCCAGGGCCAGUGCUCAUACUUGGUUCCAAGAUCUCAGGCAAAACCAAAAGCCCUGGUGAGGGAGGCAAAAUUUGUAUCUGA